GCCAUAGACAUAGCAUGGUACGGGGAUAACACUUUGUGUAGUGUCAGUUGCGCGCACACGCUUCGUAUCUUUUGGUUAGAUCGUACUAUAGCUCUGACACGUGCGUACGCGUAGGUGUUGCCCGUUUUUCUUUCGACGUGUUGAAAACGUCGUGCAUUUGCUUUUGCACCCUCGCACACGUUAAGAAUGACUCAUUAUUUUGUGCUACGUUCUUUCGAUCAGCUUUAGCUUGUCAACGUAGGGAAGGAAAAUAUAAGAAAGAAGGAAAAAGGGAGCGAGAGAGAGAGAGAGAGAGAGAGAGAGAGAGAGAAAGAAAGAAAGAAAAGAGAGGGGGGAGAGAGAGAGAGAGAGAUGCAUCCACAAUCCACGCCCCACAGUGACGUAUGAAAGAGUGGGGGUAAAGCGAGUACCGAAGAAAACAUCGAAGAUAACGCGCGUAUGCGGAAUUGGAAUGAAUAUUACAUUCGAUAUUUAUAAUAAGCAAGUAUAUAAGAUAUUAUAUACGCAUGAUACAACAUGCGUAGUCGGAUUAAAAGGGAAUUUGUCUUUGGAUACCGUUGUAAUGUUAUGUAACUUAAGCCCUUGCGUCAGAAUAUAGGGAAUCGUAAUAUUCAGAAAAAUUUCAACGCUCUAGACGGAUCUUACGAGGAUUAUUAUUUUUCUCUUGAACCGGAUCUAGACUCUCUUCCUUACGGCGUAAAAACAUCGAACGAAAGACGCGCUUUGAAUUCGUGAUUCACCGAAGUGUCGAGCGAGCGUGUAGGAAAAGUGAGAGUAAGAGAGAGAGACAGAGAGAGAGAGAGAGAGAGAGAGAGAGAGAGAGAGAAAACAGAUACUGCACAGAAAAGAGAAGAGAGGGAAGACAACGAGAGAUAGAGCACGCGUAUAUGCUUGAAAGAGUGAGAGAAUAAGAAAAGACGACCUUCGGAGUUGCCAUCAAAGAAAGACCAUUCUUCACGUUAUCGAUGGUACGAAAUUUAACAAUGGAUCAGGUAUUUAAUGAGGACACGACAGGCUCUUACGGAGUUAUAAAUCGUGAAAAUAACAUGGGUUUACGUAAACGUAAUCUCACGUUGGAUUUAAACAAUUGUCAGAGACAAGAGUUACAAGUUAAAAAACCAAGAUUGGGCCCGUUACCGACUACUUUUAAUAUUGCUCCGAUUUUAAGUUCCCCAGACUUGAAUAUGCUCAAAUUGGGAUCGCCGGAAUUGGAAAAGUUGAUAAUCGAACAACAGGAUGGCAAUGGUGCCGACUCCGAGGGCGUCGUCACAUCCUUGCCGACGCCAACGGCGCAAAUACUUUUUCCAAAAACGGUUACGGAAGCUCAAGAACUUUAUGCUCGUGGUUUUGUAGAUGCCCUAAACGAGCUACAUCACUCGGAUAGCUCCCAAGAACCUGGUAGCUUACAUGGAGCUACUUACACGACUUUGGAGCCACCCGGUAGUGUGCAAAGCAUCGGAACGGAGUCCUCGGUGAGUCAGGGUCUCAUGCAAAUAAAGGACGAACCACAAACGGUACCUAGCGUUUCUAGCUCGCCGCCUAUGUCACCGAUAGACAUGGAAAAUCAAGAAAGGAUCAAACUCGAAAGGAAGAGGCAACGAAAUCGCGUUGCCGCUUCCAAGUGUCGCAGGCGCAAACUCGAACGUAUUUCCAGGCUGGAGGACAAGGUCAAAGUUCUCAAGGGCGAGAACAGCGAAUUGAGCGCGGUCGUACACAAACUGCGGGAACACGUUUGCCGGCUUAAGGAACAGGUGAUGGAUCACGUACAAUCCGGUUGUCAAAUUAUGACAGUUUCGGAACAAUUUUAAGAAAGGGACGUGUUUAUAUAGAAACCGAUGCAAUAUAUAUAUAUAUAUAUAUAUACACACAUAUAUAUAUAUAUUUAUUUAUAUGUAUAUAUAUAUAUAUAUAUGGGAGAAAUGAGAAAAAUUGCGUGCUUAUAUAUAAUUAUUUUCACAGCUGAAAAUUAAUCAUGCGUUGCGAUCAUUUUUUUUUUUUUUUUUUUUUAAGAAACAAAGAAAAGAGAGAGUCGCGUUCGGGAGCUUUCCCCUUUGAUCUUUAUUAAUAUUGCAUUUAUAAUCUGUUUGCUUAUGCGAAUGACUAAAUGAUCCAUUUAAAUAAUAUAUAUAUAUAUAUAUUAUAAGUGUAAUAAUGAAUGGAAAUUUUUAUAUGCUAAAAUACGAUGUGCUUAAUAAGAAGCAACGAGACUUCCGAUACCUCAUAAAGAUUUAUAUUUUUGCGACUUAAGAGACUUUUACAAUUGUAGUCCAGAGAAAGUGAGAAGAAAGGAAUUCGAGGUCUUUUGUCUUGCUAAUGCGUGCCAUUAUAUACAGUGUGCCUUCUAUGCAUAUUAUUAUUGCAUAGUAAAGGGAUGAGAUUUCAAGACUGUUGUUGUUCAUUCGUGCUUUUUUAAUAUAUUGUGGAAUAUAUUACAUGUGUAAUAAUAUUAUUAUUAUAGAUAACGAUAUUUUAAAGCUUGAAAAUCAUCGACGAUGUAACACUUCUAAUCAAAUAAUGAAUAUAUUGAUUGUACAUCAAUUAAAUUUAACCAAGAAAAGCAAGAAAAGGAGGAAAGGAAAAAAGGAAAAAAAAAAAAAAGAGAAAAGAAAAAAAAAGAGGAAGAAAAAAAUGAUGGUACUAUAAAAGAUGAAAGUAACAAAUUAAUUGUGAUUUAGUAAAUAAGCUAAAAACCCAAUGUUCAAAAUUGGGACAUAGAAGUAUGGUGCUGAAACGAUUAAAGCAUUUGCAACAAAACAAUAAUGAAUAAAAUAUAGUUAUCGAAAUAUA
Messenger RNA from Vespa crabro (European hornet), 2787 nucleotides. RefSeq names its product transcription factor AP-1-like. Gene Ontology annotation, cellular component: transcription regulator complex. Gene Ontology annotation, biological process: regulation of cell cycle; regulation of cell population proliferation; regulation of transcription by RNA polymerase II. The transcript has a single exon. Gene Ontology annotation, molecular function: RNA polymerase II cis-regulatory region sequence-specific DNA binding; transcription factor binding; DNA-binding transcription factor activity, RNA polymerase II-specific. The coding region runs from base 966 to 1808 and encodes 280 amino acids. Lineage: Eukaryota; Metazoa; Arthropoda; Insecta; Hymenoptera; Vespidae. The record is from RefSeq and is a predicted model, not a curated record.